AUGGACGAACACUCCCUCUGCAGCCUCCUCCCAAGAGGCACGAAGACGUGGCAGUCAGGCGACAUUGAGAGCACAAUCGACCUGGUACUGGCCUCUGCAGAACUAGCAGACCAACUACUCAGAUGCACGAUUCACCCCUGCGACCAUGGCUCAGACCACAGAGCAAUCGAGACAGCUUUUGACACCACGGUGGAGGACCGUCCCAGUGAGACGAGGUUCCUCUUCAAGAACGCGCCCUGGGCGGAAAUUAGGACUAGGGUGGCAGCAAACCUCGAACGCAUCCCCUGGGACGGCAAUGUCCAGCAGCAGACGGACAGGCUCAUGGCAGCGGUAACCGAGGCGGUCUACGGCCUGACACCUAAAGCCAAGCCCUCACCAUACGCCAAGCGGUGGUGGACAACAGACCUGACACGGCUUCGCCAGACAUACACGUUUUGGAGAAACCAGGCGAGAUCUCGACGUAGGAUUGGGCAAACAGCACCAGAGCUCGAACAACGAGCCAGGAUGGCAGCCAAAGAGUACCACGACGCCAUCCGCAGACAGAAGAGUUCGCAUUGGAACGACUUCCUGGCCGAUGACGCUAACAUCUGGCAAGCAACGAAGUAUCUGCAAACCGGCAGCGGCACGAUGGGCGAUAAGAUACCCCCGCUCGUCCGACCCGAUGGCUCCAUCACGGAGGGUAAAGCAGAACAAGCGCAGGAGUUACUCACCGCCGUCUUCCCACCUUUGCCAGCGAGAAUCGAAGACGAGGGCCAACGACCUCAACGGGCGCCGGUACACAUGCCAGACCUAACAAUGGAGGAGAUAGAACAAAAGGUCCUGUCCGCUAAGCCAUGGAAGGCGCCCGGGGAAGACGGUCUACCGGCAAUGGUAUGGAGACAGCUCUGGCCAGUGGUCAAAGACAGGGUGCUCCAUUUAUUCCGGACGUCGCUUCGAGACGGCGACAUCCCCAGCCAGUGGAGGAAUGCCAAGAUCAUCCCAUUGAAGAAGCCAGGGAAGAGCGAAUACACUCUAGCCAAGUCCUGGAGACCCAUCUCGCUGCUCUCCACGCUGGGUAAGAUACUGGAGGCAGUCAUUGCGGAGCGUUUAUCCCAUGCUGUGGAGACCUGCGGCCUUCUACCCGCCAACCACUUCGGAGCCAGGAAGAGACGCUCGACCGAACAGGCUCUCCUUCUGCUUCAGGAACACAUCUACAAAGCAUGGAGAGCUAGGAAGGUGCUCAGUUUGAUCAGCUUCGAUGUCAAGGGCGCAUACAAUGGGGUCUUCAAAGACAGGCUUCUCCAGAGGCUCAAGGCAAGAGGGAUACCUGAACCCCUGGUCAAGUGGAUCGACGCCUUCUGCUCCAAGCGCACAGCGACCAUUGCCGUAAACGGGUUCACAUCUGGACGGCAAGAGCUGCCCCAAGCGGGUCUUCCGCAAGGAUCGCCGCUGUCUCCAGUGUUGUUCCUCUUCUUCAACGCCGACCUAGUGCAGCACAAGAUCGACGCGAACGGAGGCGCAAUAGUAGGAGGGGAGGGGGCGGGUGGGUAUAGGGUUAGGGCGUUGAGGAAGGGAGGGGGGGUGGUGAAGGAAGACGUGUCCCCUGGGGGUGAAGAGGAAGCUUGGCCCCCGGGGGUGAAGACCAAGCUUGGCCCCCGGGGGUGA
Chaetomium globosum CBS 148.51 is the source of this 1644-nucleotide messenger RNA. RefSeq lists its product as uncharacterized. The record is from RefSeq and is a predicted model, not a curated record. Gene Ontology annotation, molecular function: catalytic activity. NCBI's taxonomy places the organism in Eukaryota, Fungi, Ascomycota, Sordariomycetes, Sordariales, Chaetomiaceae. The coding region runs from base 1 to 1644 and encodes 547 amino acids. The transcript has a single exon.